Messenger RNA from Rhododendron vialii, 2849 nucleotides. Its product is annotated as gibberellin 20-oxidase-like protein. The record is from RefSeq and is a predicted model, not a curated record. Gene Ontology annotation, molecular function: dioxygenase activity. NCBI's taxonomy places the organism in Eukaryota, Viridiplantae, Streptophyta, Magnoliopsida, Ericales, Ericaceae. The transcript is spliced from 3 exons. The coding region runs from base 1395 to 2345 and encodes 316 amino acids.
AGCGGAGGGGUUCAGUCGUAAAAUCAGUCGCAAGAUCAUCCACUGCAGGAAAAAAAUCGAGUUCAUCAAAUCAUUAGUCUCUGUAUACGAUUCUGAUCGACAAUCGAUUCGAUUCCCCUUAUUCACUAGCUUUUCUGUGUCGAAAAAAAUACUUUGGGUGUAAAAUGGAUGAGAAGAGAGAGAACAACGGCGGGAAGAAGAUAAUGUCACCAUGUGAUGUAGAGGCACUGAAGAAAUGCUUAGAGGAAACCAAAGGGGACUAUUUUAAAUGCCAAUCGCACAUUGAAGCCUUCAAAUCCUCCUGCUCUCUCAAGAAGCCCCCAAGUUCGUCUUCCCAAACCGUGAUCAAGACUGGUGUGGUCUCCGAUCUUUAGGAUUCAGGCCUGCUAAUAGAGAUGUACACAGGGUUCCAUUGGCUUGCUCUUCACAAGAAUCUCCUCCUUGGAUUCCAUCUCCUCUUCGAGAUCUGUUGGAUGUUCUGUUUGUUGAUUCUUCUUCUCUGUAGUCUAGCCUACAAGGGAAUUUUCUUCUAUUCAGAUUUCAAAAGUACAAAGUUGUUGUCCUUUCCCCCUUGUUUAAUGGCUUCUGUCGUGCCAACUCUACUCCUUGAGGUCAAAAUCCCAACCUUGUUAACCUCACAUGGCAUAAGGGUCUUUUGUUUACUUUUGUUGUACUUUAGUUGCAUCUAGUUUACUGUGCUAUAAACAUUAGUUAUAUACUGAGUCAACCUGUUUACGGAAUAACAUGUGCUUCCAGUAAAGCAUGUGAAAAGAAAAGAAAAGAUAAUAGCUUCAGCUUAUUUAAUCCAACAUGCUGUAGAGCCUACACUGCACCCAUUUAACACUCAAGAUAUUAUUGUUAUUGUUUGAUUAAGUUAUACUCCUAUAAGGAAGGGUCCUAGAAGAAUCUAAGCUCAAGAGCCUAUUCAAUGCACAAUAGAAUAGGCAAAGUACAGAUGACCAGCACAACUCCAUCAUUCCUGCGUUUUGCUUGCAGAUUAAUGGAGUAUAAUCAAAAGCUUCCUUUUCCUUCAAAUAAGAAACCAACAAAAAAUAAGAGAGCUCUUUCCAGUUAUAACUAACCUUAUUUGGCGAAGUUUUGCAUCACUGUCUUCGUAACAUGGUUGUAGUUCAUGACUAUAACAACUUGCCCUGACUUAACUAUGAUUUUACUGCUGAGACCAGACCUUGUAUUGGUUUUUUUUUUCCCCUGAUCUGGAGCUUGUAUUGUUUAAAUGGCCAUCUGUAUAAUGCAGAAAUGUUUGUCUCCUGAUGUAUAUACACAACUAUAUGCAUCUUUAUGUGUAGAUUCCUUUGAUAGAACUAUAUAUUCUACACAUAUUCAUCACCCCAAACCAGCUGAUUAAACUGUCCUCGAUAUAUUUCUGAACAAUAAUGCCUGGAACUCAGACCUCUCUGGAGCUCCCAUUGUUCGACAUCUCCCAGCCCAUAAGUGCAACCUCUCUUUCUUCCCUUUCUCUAGGCUGCAAAGAAUGGGGUUUCUUUCGCAUCAUCAACCAUGGAGUUUCCAAAGAUCUUUACAGCAAACUCUAUACUGUUUCAAACCAUAUUUUCAGCCUUCCUUCCGAGCUGAAACUCAAACUAGGGCCCUCAUCAACCUUGAAAACCUACACUCCUCACUUCAUUGCCUCACCUUUCUUUGAGAGCCUUCUGGUGUCUGGACCUGACUUUUCUGCCUCAGCACAGAGUUCUUCAGAAGUCCUCAACCAGUCAAGUUCAGAAUUCAGUGAGAUUCUGAGAGAGUAUGGAAACCGAAUGACGAACCUAUCGAAAAGCAUAAUCCAGAUAGUGCUCAUGUGUUUAGGGGAAGAUUUUGAGAGGAAAUUUGAAUGCGAAUUCACCAACUGCCAUGGCUAUUUAAGAAUAAACAACUACUUGCCGCUUGAGUGCAUGAAUCACAAAGAACUUGAAGGUCUUGGCAUGCACACUGAUAUGAGCUGCGUAACCAUCGUUUACCAGGACCAGAUUGGUGGGCUCCAAGUAAGAUCAAAGGAAGGGAAUUGGCUCGAUAUAAAUCCAUGUGAUGAUACUCUGGUGGUGAAUAUUGGAGAUUUAAUGCAAGCCUGGAGCAAUGGAAAGUUGAGAUCGUCCGAGCACCGAGUUGUUCUGAAGCAACCAGUGAAUAGAUUUUCCCUAGCUUUCUUUUGGUGCUUCGAAGAUGAGAAGCUCAUUCUUGCACCGGAAGAGGUGGUUGGGGAAAGGAACUUGAGGGUCUACAAGCCAUUUGUCUGCACUGAUUAUAUGAAGUUUAGAGAGAACAGUGAGAGAGGGAAGUUUGAGAAAGUUGGGUUCACUGUGAAAGAUUUUGCAGGGACUGGAGGAUGAAGAAAGUUGGGUUCAAUCUCUCUUCAAAAUUAUGCAUUCUUUGAUCUUUUCUGUGUGUUUUGGAGCAUUUAAUUUUGAUGAGAGAUUGAAUAAGCUAAGAAAGUUUGGAUUUUCUAAGGUGGGAUUUGUGAGUUUUACUCUUGAGUGCUUGUUUUUAGUAUGUGGUAGUUUGGGCCUAGGUUCCCAGGUACACCCACAUCCAUGAUGAUGUGAGUUUUUUUGUUUUUUUUUUUCCCCUGAGAGUGUCGUGAGAAUCUUGAAACACGUGAAUCGCGAGUGACAAUCGUAAAAAUGAGAGUUCACUAGAGCAGGAUUAGACUAGAGGAUCUCUCAUGUUUUAGUUUCUAGGGGGCAGUGUUGUUAUUUUUAAAUCCACAAUUGCUAGCUGAUUUAUGUGUCGGAUCUGGUGCUCAUUUGUUUAUUUCUUCUGCAUCUGAAUGUUAAAACUCGUCCGAGAUGGACCUUUCGGUAAUAUGAAUGCCUUGUAAAUGCUGCAUGGAUUUA